Molecule: messenger RNA, 3549 nt
Organism: Cavenderia fasciculata
Lineage: Eukaryota; Evosea; Eumycetozoa; Acytosteliales; Cavenderiaceae
Exons: 3
Coding region: 1-3549 (1182 amino acids)
Source: RefSeq, a predicted model, not a curated record
AUGAGUAAAAGAAAAGAAAUAGAGAAUGAUAAAGAUGAUGAGCAGAGAGAGAAACAAUAUACAAAAGAAGAGUUGGAGAGAUUGUAUAAACAAGAUUUGUACGAGAUAUGCUUAAAGAGAAAGAUUGGAGUUGGAGAAGCAAUCACAACUAUAGAUGACCUGAUAAAGAGAAUAUUAGAACAACAACAACAACAACAACAAGAGGAAGAGGAGAUUACAACAACAACAAUAGCAAAUACAAUAAAUGAUGAUGAUGAUGAUGAUAAAACAUUGGAGUAUGGAUAUACACUACUACCAUGGAGAAUCAUCAAGAGAAUAUUAGUGUUGGUAUACAACGACUCAAACAUUUGUACAUGUGUCUACAGUGAUAGAUUAAAAGAUCUUGUUUUGGAACGUGACGAGUAUGCCUUGAAAAAAGGAGUUAGAACAUUUACAUACAUACAAAUGCAACCACAAAUCAAACAACAAUCACCUAGUCGACAAGAUAUGUGUCCUACUCAUCAAUACUACUACGAUAUGGGUUACACACCAUCAAUCAACUUUGGCAACACUAGUAACCAGAAAGACGACAGUAAAAGAUGGAAACGAGAGUCAUUGGCAUUGGUAUCAAAGAGAGUAUUUGAGUUGGUGUCGACCACUCUCUACACUGACAUUGUCAUGCGACCGACCGAGGAAAUGUGGAAUCAUAUCAACAACAAAUAUUGUAUCGUCAAGAGACCUACCACUUUGACCGUCCUAGACAACCCUCAUAGUACAAAUUACCUAAUGUCUGACGAUCAAACCAAACCGUCGAGGGAUCUAUUCAGUCAAGUACAAAAGAUCAACAUCAAGGGAAAAUACCUCACAAAAAGCGUUGACAAAAUAAUACCAAAACUCUUACCCAACCUAACGAGUAUUAUACUGGAUCGUAAAGUCAAACCACCUGUCGUCAAUGCACUGCUCACCAGUUUUAACAACUUGACAUCCAUCACUCUUUCAAAGACUUUUUUCUCAAACAAACAUCUUUUUGGUGAUGGUCCAAAGGUUAAAUAUGCAACAUUACUCCAGCCUGGUACAUCAAUCACCAAGAUCGUUCUUCCCACCCACUUUGAUUGGAAUACAUUGGAUGCUCGAGUCAAGAUGAAUCUUAGGGUCGUGUCGGUGCAUCAUCAUUACGAAACGGGGUAUCCCGAGCUCAAACAAGAAGAUUUCCCUCAACUCGAGCACAUCCACAUUGAGGAAGGCGCCAAAAAGAAAUCAAAGCAGCCCGUCGUACCAGAAACAGUUUGGAAAUUCACACUCAUUGCAAAUAAUUACCGAAAACAGGGUACAUGGUUUACCAAUAUGCCAGAUGCGUCAGAAACUCACGAUACUCAGGGUCCAUGGCCAAUUACCAAUAUGCCACAUGCCAAAGUGCUCAGAUUUAAAGGUUACAAAUAUGCUCUUACAAAAAAUCAUCAUAUGAAGAAUUACUUUGGCUUGGAUCAAUCAAUCAUUUCCAAAAUUAUUGUAUAUUCACCAAACGAUAUUGUAGACAGUCAAGUCACUCGGUUUAAAGAAAUUGGAUUCCAAUACACUGGUUCAACAUUGAAAGGUCAUUCUUUAAAAAAAUUAUCUUUUAAAUUAAUUGACAAAAAUAAUAAUAAUAGUAACAGUAUUUUGGAGAGUAAUAAUAAUAAUAAUAAUAAUAGUAUAUUGGAUAGUAGUUAUAAUAAUGGUAAUUCAAGAAUAUUUCCAAAUUAUAUAAUACGUAAAAUUAUUGGAAUGGUUUGGUAUGCGAGAAAUAGAUGUACAUGUAUUUAUGGAAAGGAUUAUUUGUAUAGAAUAGAACAACAAGGUUUGAAAUCAUUGGAGGACCAAGAAAUGAUCGAACAAUAUUUCCAAGUUAAAAAUCAAUGUGCAGUUCAUUUUUCAACAACCAAACCAUUUACACCACUCUAUCACACAAUGGUUGAGUCAAAUAGAUCAAGAUUACAAUUGACACUCAUAUCCAAAGAUAUAUUUGAAUAUAUCGCCUUCAACUUUUUCAACAAUAUCUCCUCCUCUUACAUAUAUCCUCCUCGUAAUAGUAAAUACAGUGUAUUGAAAACAAUUCAAUCCAUUACUUGUUUCAAUGCCGAGCAACCACAAGUACAACCUGCAGAUAGAAACAAUGUCACAAGAAUUAUAGCUCCUUUGAUUUCAUAUUGUGAAUCUAUUCCAAUGUUCCGUUCCUUGUCGGUACUAGAUAUGAGGGAUACGGUAUUUGCAUAUGGACAUUGGAGAGCUAGCGAAGUUUUAAGACUUUGUUCGUCUUUAAAUGGACUACCAAUCACCAAACUAUACCUCUCUUCUAUCCAUAAUGGUCCAGAGAACUACGCGGCUCUACCAAACAACGUCAAACAGUCUCUCCGAUCAAUCUCUGUCAAUUUCUCUUUAAAGAAACCUUAUCGCUUGGAUGAAUAUCCAAACUUGACAAGCUUGGACAUUACCGUUUCGUCCUUGGGAUUUACAUUAUUCCAACUGCCAAACACAAUCACAAAAAUUAUUUCAAAAAGAGAACGAACUAUCGAAUUCCUCCCUCUCAAUACAUCAGUUGCUACAUUCAAGUUGUACGCUGAUGGUAAGAUCAACGACGACAAAAAUCCUAUUGACAUUUUAAAACAACUUUCACCAAUCAAACAUGUCACAACAGCCAUCGUGCAAAUCAAAUCACCACCAUCCGAAUCACGAUUAUCGUUUUUAAAUGGACCAGACUUCAAUCUAUGUGCCAGUGUAUCCAAACCACCUACUUGUUUUGAAGAGAAAGUUAUUCAACUUGCAAUCAUGAUUCUCAGUUUGCAAAAGUAUUUCAGGAUGAUCAUUAAUAUACUAAAGAGACAACAAGACGAGAGAAGUUUACACAUGCUUGUGUAUAUACUUGUUACAUAUUAUGAACCAUUGGCGCCAUUCAUACAUUGUCUGAUACAGCCACUAUGCAAGUGCUUGGAAAUGGGUGUCAACACUAUAAUAGUUUCCGAUGAAAUAUUGCCUGCCUGUAUGAAGCUGUGCAAUCAAGCACUCGAGGGUAUCGACAAGACAAUCGAGGAGUUUGGCAAGGUACUCGACUCGGUCAUCAUUAAAUAUUUUAAUGUCGACCUGCAAGACACUGCUCGUUUCUUUGACAUUGGAACAACAAUCAUUAGAACAAUGGAAAAUGACACUUCUACAUCAGAAGAUUCAGGCAAAAAAGAAGCAAUAUCAAGUAUUGGAAAAAUCAUCAGAUAUGCCAACAACACUAUCGAUAUUAUUCCAAGAUGGUUGAAUCAUCUUCCAAUACCAUACAUGUACAGGAGAGAGACUGUUAUUGAAGACCUGUGUGCGAUUGUCAAUCUCUACACCAACCAAUGUUUAGGUAAAGAUUACCAACAUGUUGCUCAACUCUAUAAAAUCAUCGAUCACUAUAAACAAAGAACAGUCAAAAAGAGUCAUAUACAUUUUGAACUACUCGACCAAACGUGGACAUUUAUCAAAGAUACAUUAGAAUCAAAUUGGGACACUAUUCCAUCAGAUCAGAGAGAUUCACUCUCAUACUAUUAUAAGCAACAAUAA